CUCUUUCUUUCUCUCCUCAUGAGUUUCCUGUGGUCUUUUGGUACAAAAAAGGAACCUACCAGUCCUGUUCCACCCGCACCUACUCAGUCUUCUUUCAAGACAAUGAGCCAUGCUUUUAAAAAGGGUGUUCAAUACAACAUGAAAAUCAUUUUACGUGGUGAUGUGAUGACUGGAAAAACUAGUUUAUUCCAUCGUUUACAAGGAAGUGAUUUUGAUGAUCAUUAUGCAGCUACACCUCAAAUACAAGUGGCCAAUAUACCAUGGCAUUAUAAAGACUCGAAUGACAUUGUCAAGAUUGAAGUAUGGGAUGUGGUUGAUAAAGCACAUAACAAGACAAAAUCAACAGAAAAUUCAGCUAUCAAACUCGAACACACAGAACAAAAGGCUCCAACAAACGAAGAAAGUAUGGAAUUAGAUGCAGUCACGGUGAAUGUCUAUCGAAAUUCGCAUGGUGUUAUUUUCUUGUUUGAUAUGACUAAGCCAUGGACAUUUGACUAUGUCAAUAAGGAAUUGGCUCAUGUACCUGAAACUAUGAGUGUUCUUGUGCUUGGAAACUUUGGUGAUAAAGUGGACUUAUCCAUGUCUAGUCAAGAACGUAAAGUAGAGAUAGAUACCAUUCACGCUACUCUGUAUGAGCAUAAUCAAGAUAGAAUCAAAAAAGGUGCUAUCAAACCCAAUUUGAUUCGAUAUGCAGAAGCAAGCAUGAAGACUGGACUUGGAUUGAAAUACAUUUAUGAUUAUUUAGGUGUCCCAUUCUUACAAUUGAUGAUGGAGUCUUUAAAUAAGCAAUUGGAAUUAAAAGCAGUUGAAAUUGUGGAUUUAUUGCAAACAUUAGAUACAGAAGACGAUGUACCUGAAUCCAUGCAAAGAAGAAGAGGACAAGAUAAUUUUGAUCAGCCAUCAGAGCCUCGUCUGUUAAGACAACAAGAAGAAAUGAAGUCAGCUUGGGAUCAGGAAUUAGAAGCUAUUGCUUCUGACCAUCCUUCCUUUGUACGACCAGAAACACCUCCUCCGCCUGUGGCACCUGUACAAUCAAAAAAGAAGAAAGACAUUCAGCUUGUGUCUGAGCAAGUCAGUGUAGAUCCAUUUGAUCAUGACGAACAAUUGGCAGAUGAUUGGUUUGGGGAAGAGACACCUGCAUUGACUCUCCAAGCCCAACAAGAAGCGUAUGAUUCAGAUGAUCAGGGACCUAUGAACCCAAUGGUAUUAGGUGAUGAAGAUGUAGAGCCUAGUCUUGAACAAGAAUAUCACGCACCUGUAUUCAAGAGUGAAUUAGAAGAAGAAGCUUGGCAUUCAAACAGAAGGUCGAUAUCAGACAGUGAAGAAGAAGAAGAGGAAGCUUAUGCUGAAUAUGAAGAAAUUAGUGAAUCCAACGAGAAUCCUUGGUCUGAUUGGCAGGAAAAGAAAUAAAGAAUUAUCAGUUGAUAGAAACCUUAAUUUCUGAAACAUUUGAACAGAUCUGCCCUUUUUU
Molecule: messenger RNA, 1471 nt
Organism: Gilbertella persicaria
Lineage: Eukaryota; Fungi; Mucoromycota; Mucoromycetes; Mucorales; Choanephoraceae
Product: P-loop containing nucleoside triphosphate hydrolase protein
Exons: 9
Coding region: 19-1410 (463 amino acids)
Cellular component (GO): nucleus; cytosol
Molecular function (GO): GTP binding
Source: RefSeq, a predicted model, not a curated record